AUUGCAUUAAAACAUACAUAUUCAGUAGUUGCAUAAAGUGAGAGGCUCGCGUCUCCGCGUGUAAUAUUAAUGUUUAUUAAUUAAUAAUAUGAUACACAUAUGAAACGUUGAAUAGAGACACGGCUGGAACACUGCAAAUAUGGAGUACCUAUUGAAGAUAGGUGCGGGGGCGUGGCCCAUCACACCCUGAUCCCUGGGACGCCCAUGGGACUCCCAUAAAGCGGGGUGCAGAGCGUCGUUGGCUACAGUCGACUGUGACACACCAACACACACGCCAGCCAUGACAUAACAUACAGCGGACCGUUUUAACAUUGUGUGCACCGACUUAUAUUCAUAGUUAAGAACUAUGUACGCGACGGACUUCGACGAUUACUGCGACUUCAACGACAGCGUCUGCAGCAAUGAUUCGGGCUUCGAGAGGUCUCAUGCUGACUCCCACGCAACACCCUCAUCUGUGAACACUACUCUCAAUUUUGAUACAUCAGACUUAGCUAUAUCUGUGAUAUCAAAAGAUUCAACUGUCAGGAGGAAACUCUUUCAUGACGACUACACCUACAUCUUCCCAGAUCAGAUAAAGGAGGUCACGGAAUUCGAAGAUUUUAAGCCGAUAGAUAACACGUCGACACCGAUAAAGAAAGAGAAAAAACCUAAAGAUCCGAACAAACCCAAGAGGAAAUACGCAAACGGAAAGAACAGAGUGACGAGAUGUAAAAGUCCCACUCAGAUAUUGAGAAUAAAGAGGAAUAGAAGGAUGAAGGCCAACGACAGGGAGAGAAACAGAAUGCACAUGUUGAACGAAGCCUUGGACAGGUUGAGAUGUGUCUUACCAACGUUUCCAGAAGACACGAAGCUGACCAAAAUAGAAACAUUACGUUUUGCUCACAAUUAUAUAUUUGCGUUAAGUCAGACGCUUGAAUCUCUAGAUAAUAUUAAUUGUGGACAACCCAGCGUCGAAUAUAAUAAUUACGACAAACUAACUUGUACUGCCGAGAAAGUUAACAAAGACGCCUUCAGGGAGAUAUUUCUUCCAAACAAGGACGAGUGCGGUGAUGGAUACAGGAGUUUCCAAGGGUACAGUAAGCCGUUCCCUAACGGAUCGAAUUUCUUACAAACUUCCGAAGGAGUGUUGAUAAAUGUUGGAAAUGUAACGGUGUCUGUGAAUAAUAAAGGCGGUAACUGUAUCACUUCGACGACCGGGAGCGGCUUCUUCUCUCAUCCCUCGAGUCUAGCGGACGACAUACAUCAAGGUUACCCUCAAAGGCCUUACGAUAUCACCAGCUACACGGAGGGGUAUGAUCCCAGGAUGCAAAAUGCAUCGACGGAAUACUUUAAUCACAAAAAUUAUGAAAUAUUCAAAAACGCUUUUGAAACAGCGAAAAAUAGGAAGCAAGUCAGCGCCGUCCAGUACAGUAAUUACACGAACUUUACAAAUUCCUAUCACUGCAACGAGAAAUACAGUUACACAGACGAGAGUUGUUAUCCUCAAAGUAACUAUUAUAAUGAUCAAAGAUACGUAGGUAGAGAUUUUUAUAGAGGUCCUAGCAUGGUAAAUGCACAAAUUUAAUGUAUUUUCCUAGCGUCUAGUCAAUGAGUACAAAUUAUAUUUUUAUAAGAAUUAGGACAAUAAAUGAAAAGUUCCGUCGGAGUUGAGAUGAAUUUACCAAAGUUUAUGUCUAGUCAUAUCGAUUCAACUGUGAGAAUAUAUUAUAUAUUUUUUAUUUUUUGUAAAUGGUUGUUUUCUUUUCCUUUUUAAAACA
Messenger RNA from Danaus plexippus (monarch butterfly), 1757 nucleotides. RefSeq names its product basic helix-loop-helix neural transcription factor TAP (gene tap). The record is from RefSeq and is a predicted model, not a curated record. The transcript is spliced from 2 exons. Bases 347 to 1564 code for a protein of 405 amino acids. NCBI's taxonomy places the organism in Eukaryota, Metazoa, Arthropoda, Insecta, Lepidoptera, Nymphalidae. Gene Ontology annotation, molecular function: protein dimerization activity.